This is a messenger RNA of Frankliniella occidentalis (western flower thrips), 912 nucleotides long. RefSeq lists its product as uncharacterized. The transcript is spliced from 3 exons. Bases 1 to 912 code for a protein of 303 amino acids. NCBI's taxonomy places the organism in Eukaryota, Metazoa, Arthropoda, Insecta, Thysanoptera, Thripidae. The record is from RefSeq and is a predicted model, not a curated record.
AUGGGCAUUUGGAUUACUAACAGAUUUUUAAUCCUGUCUCACAGCGGUGGCGCAGCAGCUGGAGCAGCUCGUAGCGCCGCUGUGCCUCAGACAGGUUUUGGUGCUCCCGGCGUAGGAUUCGGAGCUAAUGGAGCUUUCAGCGCAUCCUUUAACUUCGGCGCCGGUUUUAGCGGUGGUGCGGGCGGCUCACCAUUCUUAGGAGGUGGGGGCUUCCCUAGUUUUCAAGCCGGAGCAACAACAUCUCAGUUUGGUGCUGGAGGCGGUCAAGGAUUCCAGGCGGGAGGAUCUUCAGCUCAAGCGGGAACAUCUCAGUUUGGCGCAGGCGGUGUAGGACUUCAGGGGGGUGGAUCUUCAGCUCAAGCAGCAACAUCGCAGUUUGGCGCUGGAGGCGGUCAAGGAUUCCAGGCGGGAGGAUCCUCGGCUCAAGCAGCAACAACCCAGUUUGGCGCAGGAGGCGGUCUAGGACUGCAAGGGGGAGGAUCUUCGGCUCAAGCAGCAACAACCCAGUUUGGUGCUGGAGGCGGUCAAGGAUUUCAAGCUGGAGGAUCCAUGGCUCAAGCUGCAACAUCCCAGUUUGGCGCAGGUGGUGGCCAAGGAUUCCAGGCGGGAGGCUCUUCGGCUCAAGCUUCAACAACCCAGUUUGGUGCUGGAGGCGGUCAAGGAUUUCAAGCUGGAGGAUCCAUCCCAGUUUGGCGCAGGUGGUGGCCAAGGAUUCCAGGCGGGAGGCUCUUCGGCUCAAGCUUCAACAUCCCAGUUUGGCGUCAGGCCCCAACAGUACUGGCCUUGCCGGCGCUGUCCAGGCUUCUCCCAAAGGCGCUGCACAGACUCUUCCUGAGGACAUCGUCUUCCCCUCCGCACGAGAGGACGCUGCGAGAGGAGUCCAGGAUGCCUCACUGGGAGCAGCGUCAGUGA